Messenger RNA from Cyclocybe aegerita, 2511 nucleotides. NCBI's taxonomy places the organism in Eukaryota, Fungi, Basidiomycota, Agaricomycetes, Agaricales, Hemipholiotaceae. The record is from the annotation of a GenBank genome assembly.
AUGGAUACGUUCAGCGACUCUGGAGCCUCUGACUUCGACAUCUUCAUGGAUGACGCUGACGAUGAGCUACCGUCUCCUCCUCCCCCUGAUGGUGUCGACGACUUUAUUGACGAGGACUUGGACGCGAUGGACGAGGAAUCUGACUGGGAUGACACUUCGAUGCAUCUUGAUGAUUCUGACGAACCCCCUGCUGUCGUCGGCUGCAUCGAGGAUCUCGUACUCUCUUUCUUGACUCAGCUAGCGAACCCGGGAUGCCUGAGGGACAAGGGCGACGACUCUGACUGCUCAACAUCCAACAACAAGCGAUCCAAAGCCGACUACAGGAUCGAGCUACAUCUCGCUGAUAGGACAAAGAUCGAUCAGGAUGGGAAUCAGUCGACGAAAACACUUAAAUACCCUAGAAAGUGCAAAACAGGCAGCGCAAAAGCGUUCGCGCAACUCUUUCGGGUCCUUGACCUCGCUCAUGAAGCUACCUUGAGCGGCGUUCCAGCAACUAAACGUGACAUUUACUACAAAGACGUCGGCCUUUUCAAAACGCAGAGAGUGGUCGACGGGCUCGUCGAUGACCUUGCGGCUACGUUUGAACUUGAACGCUCAGAUUUGAACAUCAGAUCGUCUUCCAAGGGACUUGUAUGCGGAUCCGGAUUCGCAAUCAGUCUCUUGUCUGGUGACACGAUUUCCUGCAACGACACCGAGGGAGCUCUCAUCCCGGCUGGAGAAGAUAUAGAAACUUUCAGCGUCGAGGAAGAUGUUCAAUGGGUCCUUGUUGUCGAAAAAGAGGCUGUCUUUCAAACGCUCUGUAGACUGCGAACAUCGCAGCACGAACUUAUGCCUGGUCGUGGCAUCGUCAUAACAGGCAAAGGCUAUCCCGACGUUGCGACCAGACAUCUUGUAAAGUCCCUCGCAAACGCUCUCCCUUCAACGAUACCCAUACUCGGCCUAGUGGACGGCGAUCCUUACGGUCUUGAUAUCUUGUCUGUUUACAAGUACGGCAGCAAGGGAAUGCAGCACGAGAAUGACAAGUUGGCCGCCAGAAGAAUCAAGUGGGUUGGAAUCUUGGCCAGCGAACUUGCUAGCCUCGGAAUCGACAAGGGGUGUCUCCUCCCGAUCACAGUGCACGACGAAAAGAAGGCAAUUUCGAUGCUGCGACGAACAGACACCCCUCUACCGGGGAGGUGGAAGAAGGAGCUGCAGCACAUGCUGCAUACUCGUCGCAAAGCUGAGAUCGAGAUCCUGACAAGUGUCCAAUCCGAGGAGAAAAUGGCUGUCUCUGUUCUGACGUCUGAUUCGACGUUUAAUGGCGAUGCAGCCUGUGAAGAAAACGACGUCAGUGCUGCGAAUGUGCACGAAGACAACCAAGACCUUUUGCUCUUCGACGACGAAGAUUUGCUAUCCCCUACCUGCUCCGCGUACCCCACGCAAUGCACCAUCUCGAUACCCCAGUUCGGGGACGGUAACCCUUGUGCUCCAUAUGCGCAGUUGUUCUCCUUUUUUACUGGAUCGCCCAAUGCGGAUCUACAAGGAUGCCACGUCGUGAACGCAGCCCACUCACGCAAGGACGAAACUACGGCUAAGGAGAUCGAGGAAUUCUUGACGAAAUUUUGUUUCGACGGUCUUGAACCCUUUAAACUUGAUGGGGUCGCCAACGGCAUUUUAUUGGAAGGGUCAUAUCACCGCCAUUGGGACGUUUAUGGCACAAUCUGUUUCGUGCCUCCUCUAGAGCAACUACAGAAAAUCAAGGGGGUGUUACAAUCGGCGAACCGGGGCUGGCAGAACAGGACUGACUACGAAAGGAAGUCUGUCCCUCGUCAGCUUUCCAAGGGUGAUUUUGGAGUCAUCUCAUGGCAGGCUCUCGUUCUACACCCACAGGCGCUGCUUCCGUACAACCAGCCUCUUCCGAUCUUGACGAAUCCGCCGCUUGUACAUUCUGGUCAGACUCCCGCCAGCUCCGGUCGUGUUUGGAAAAUCGUCCUCCUUCUUUACAUGUCACUCUGCGUACGCCCGAAGAAGGUAAUCUCGAUCCUCGCAAUGUUGAUCAAUGCUCAAUCCAAAAUCGACCACGCGUGCAACACGCCUGGCUACCCGAGGACCGCGAUUGUUGAACAAUACCACAAAAUUCUCACUGCUACUCUUUCCGAGAUCUUUUUCGAGCCGACGGUCCCACCUCAACUCGCGGCUUACGACCAAAGAUCAGCUCAGGAUAUUGGAAUCGAGGCGAAUACACCCUCUGGCAGAGGCUCAGGACAGGCUUCAACUAGUACCUCUCCGGACGUCACUGCCCUGGCUUCGCAGACGCUUUCUAUUCAUGACGAUAUAGAUGAUAUCGCACACCCCGAGCAGGAGGACGAGGAUGACGAGGAUGACUUAACAGAGUCUGAAGUGGGCCAGAUGAUCUCGAAGCUGAGAGACCCUCGUACCGGAGCAAAGGAUAUGUCUGCUCUCGUCCAGCUGCUGGCUCGCGGGAAAAGACCGUACGAGUCGCCUGAGCCGCCAGGAAUCGAUUACCUUUAG